AUGUAUUUGAAUCUAAAACACCAUACCGAAUUCUUAACCAAAAAGAAGAAAAAUAACUACAUUAUCGUUUCCUUUACCUUCCCCUACGAUACCCAGAGAGAACCGAAAGAGAAAGAGAAACUUGAUAAACAGCAGAAAUCUAAACAGAGACCUACAGAACCUGUGGAAUAUGCAAAUGAAAGCAGUCCCCUUAGCCAUCAGAGAGCCAUGGCGUCGGAAGUCCCCUUCGCCCUGACGCCCUUCCCGCAGGAGGCGCAGGCGAAGAUCAAGGCGAAAUUCCUCGGUUUCAGUAACGGCUUGGUGGACGUGGGCGGGCGCCACGCCAUGCCCGCGCACUACGGCCUCUUCGCCAACAAAUACUUCAACUACAAAUUCCAGGCGGAUGACGUUCUGGUGAUGACGUUCCCGAGGAGCGGCACGACUUGGACGCAGGAAAUCGUGUGGACGAUGAGGAACCAGCUGGACUUGGACACCGCGGCGGAAGUCCCCCUCGACACCAGAGUCCCCUUUUUGGAGAUCUCAUCACUUGUAUAUCAUCAUAACAGCACACACACACUACCUUAUCGUAACCCAUACAUCGCCUUUUGUUACAGAUUAGAUUCAAUCAUUCCAGUUCACAUCAGGCCGCCGUCAGGAGAUGCAGAGGGCUUCUGGAGACUGCAGCCGGCGACGAAUCCGCUGGCCAAGGACGUCUAUCUCGACCAGGUGGACGCCCUCGCUUCACCUCGCACGAUCAAGACUCACCUGCCCUUCUCUCUCCUCUCACCUGACCUCGUCAACUCCUGCAAGGUAGUGUACGUAGCCAGGAAUCCCAAAGAUGUGUCCGUCUCUUUCUACCAUCAGCAGCGCCUCGUGAAGGCAGCUGAGUAUGUGGGAAGCUUUCACGAAUACAUUGUGGAUUUCUGGUGCCAAGACCACCUCCUGCGGGCACCGUACUGGUCGCACCUGGCGGAGGGAUGGGCGAGGCGACACCACCCCAACGUCCUGUUCCUCUUCUAUGAGGACAUGAAGGAGGACUUCCUGCGGGAGCUCGGCCGCCUCAACUCCUUCCUGGGGACAGGGCUGACGGAGAGCCAGUUGCAGACGGUCGCUCGCCACGCCUCCUUCUCCGGCAUGAAGAGCAGGGGCGCCACCAACCCCACCGCCGCCCUGCAGGAGGCCGGGAGCUUCAAGAAGGGAGAAGCGGAGUUCAUCAGGAAAGGAACUACAGGUGAUUGGACCAACUUCUUCACGCCGGACCUCGAGGAGAAGUUCCAAGAGUGGAUGGAGAAGUGGCAGCCCGCGUCGAGGGAGAUCCCCUUCAAGUACCACAUCGCGAAGGAAAUGUGA
Messenger RNA from Penaeus vannamei (Pacific white shrimp), 1329 nucleotides. The record is from RefSeq and is a predicted model, not a curated record. Lineage: Eukaryota; Metazoa; Arthropoda; Malacostraca; Decapoda; Penaeidae.